ACAGGGAGAUCGGGGGAUGACAGUAAAAGCCGCAUACAAGGCCCCAAAACACUACCAGUCAGACACCAGGAAGAACCCACACAAAUACCAAACCAACCAGUUAUACUACAGCUACAAACUACUAUUACGGCUACAAAGCACAGCACAGUGA
Molecule: messenger RNA, 151 nt
Organism: Pelobates cultripes (western spadefoot toad)
Lineage: Eukaryota; Metazoa; Chordata; Amphibia; Anura; Pelobatidae
Source: the annotation of a GenBank genome assembly